AUGGGCAUCAUCAAAGCCGCAAUAAUUACUGGUGCCGGCCUGUAUGCUGUGAACAAAAUCACAAAACGAGCUGAACACCGUCGCGACAAUUCUGCUCCAUCUUCGAACGGCUCACGAGAGUCUCGACAACCACAAUACCUUGACGACCCCGACUCACGCGGCUAUGACGACGAUGAAUCGCAAAUGGCGAGACAAGAAAGAAGCCGAAUUGAAAAUCAACGUGGAGUUGACGGUCCACCGCUGCAGUUCAAAGACUGUCGCCUCCCCGCACAACAGGGCCAACCUCUCUAUCUCGUGAACAACAACCCCUAUGCCCCCUUACCCUACGGUUAUAAUGGCGAUGUGGAGCACGUUUACGAAACCGAUCCCCGCGCCACACUAGUGCCAGGCUAUCCUCCGCCGUUUUAUCAAACUGCUUAUGGACCACGACAGCAGCAGCGACAAGGCUUCGUCGAGCCUGGCGAGGUAUCAGAGUCAGAGUUCCAGAUCCAGAGCGGUCGGAACAGUAGUGGUAGUGCCACUUUGGUCAAUACCCUCGCACAACAAGCUAUGGCUGUGGAUGGAGAUUGUGACGAGAAGAAAGAGUGGCAAGGGAAAAGAUCUUGA
This is a messenger RNA of Rhinocladiella mackenziei CBS 650.93, 606 nucleotides long. RefSeq lists its product as uncharacterized. The record is from RefSeq and is a predicted model, not a curated record. Lineage: Eukaryota; Fungi; Ascomycota; Eurotiomycetes; Chaetothyriales; Herpotrichiellaceae. The coding region runs from base 1 to 606 and encodes 201 amino acids. The transcript has a single exon.